Molecule: messenger RNA, 1616 nt
Organism: Dichomitus squalens LYAD-421 SS1
Lineage: Eukaryota; Fungi; Basidiomycota; Agaricomycetes; Polyporales; Polyporaceae
Exons: 6
Coding region: 363-1457 (364 amino acids)
Source: RefSeq, a predicted model, not a curated record
AUUAACCGGGUGAACGUUGUACCCCGCACGACUUUUCAUGUGGCACUCCGCGAUUCUAGUUUCGCGCUCAGUCGUGCAGGCUUGGGGUACAUGUGUAAGCCCCCCACACCAGCACUGGCACCUGUAUCUGUGCCUCGUCGCUCGUGUCGCUUAGUAGUAUCGUGCGUUGUACUCAGCUAUAUCCAAGCUGGCACUGUACCUACUUACAAAAGCCACGCCGGGAAACUUUCACGCUAGUGCACCGGCAUACGACCGCAAACCGCGACAUUUUCUUCGAAAAUCCUCGUGACAUUCGGUCGGUGAUCGAUCGCCUUCUGUCAGUCGUCCAUUUCGUGCCUGCCGACAGUCAAGAGAGAGCGUACAUGGCUGGCAAUACUCCAACGGUCUUAAGGGCUGAUCGCCUCGACAUACUGGAUCCGAUCAACGCCUCCCCCUCUCCCCUGGCAGUCAACAUGUUGAGUCCUUUGAAUGACGACUUAGCAGCAUUGAUUGGCUUCGGGAGCGAGUCCGCGCUCUGGGGCAUCAACACCAUCCUAUUCUUCGUGUCGAUCGUGCUACUGCGUACGCGGAGAGAAGCGAGCCACUUGUCGCGACCUGUUGUCCUCGCCCAUUGUGCACUGUUCAUCUUGUGCACUGUCCAUUGGGCGCUGGAGUUCUAUCAUUUCGUUACGACUUUGGCCACGACCGGUGUCCAAGGAUACGCGAGGGAAACAUCGCAGCUUGUGGCCGCCGACAUCUUCAUCUCGCUAUGUGACCUUCUCGGAGACUACAUCCUGAUCUAUCGUUUGUGGGUCAUAUGGGGGAGGAACUGGUGGAUCAUCCUGCUUCCGUCCCUGUGCGCUGUUGCUGGUUUCGCGUGCAUCAUGGAGGUCGUCCACUUCGUUGUCACGGAAGACCCGAGUUCGCCUGCGCCGCCCGCCGAGACGCUGUCAAUCACCAUCGCCGGCUACGCACUCCCCUUGUGCACUAACGCGAUCGCUACCGGUCUUAUCAUCGGGAAGAUCUGGUGGAUGGCGCGCCCGACGCCUGGUGUGGACACUUCUCACUUUGCCGGACGCAGCAUCGCGCGGAGCGCGAUAGCGACCAUCGUCGAGAGCGGUGCGCUGUACUUCGCCGCCCAGCUCACUUACGUCGUCACGGUCGCGAUUCCCCACCCGUCCGAGGGCAUCAUCGCUGUGAUGGCGUUGCAGAUUUACGGUAUCGCGCCGACGCUGAUUAUUAUCCGUGUCAUGCUCGGACUCACCGUAGAGUCUUCACUACUGUCGACCAAACCAAAUACGGUGACGCCCGUGGUAUGGACUUCGACAACUCGAUAUACCGUGCAGGAUGGUCCCAUGAAGUACGGCGUCUCCUUGGGCAACGGCGCCAACGGGGAUAGGGGCACGAAGGGCUAUCCCUCCGAUGGCGACGAGUCCUUGGAGAUGAAGCCUCUACCGGACGAUGGGUUCGCUGCGUGAGCGGUUAUUCUUAUUUGUAGUAUAAAUUCAAAAGGGGGAAGAGUGUACCAUACGGAUUUUCAUUGGGUGUAGAUCGUCAUUCCUUGUUGUACUCGAAAUAUAACACGACCCGGUGACCUGACCGUGGAGGCUCCAAAACUAAUACAUAGUCAUAUACAC